Acanthamoeba castellanii str. Neff is the source of this 975-nucleotide messenger RNA. RefSeq lists its product as uncharacterized. The record is from RefSeq and is a predicted model, not a curated record. The transcript has a single exon. Lineage: Eukaryota; Discosea; Longamoebia; Acanthamoebidae. The coding region runs from base 1 to 975 and encodes 324 amino acids.
AUGGGCAACGCGCAGGGGAUCGAGAGAAGGAUACACGACGAGGCCGCGCACUACGAGGGCGAUCUCUGCUUCGUCUCCUUUGGCGCGGGCGGCUGCUUCGGCCGACAGCAGCCGGCUACCAGCGGCCGUGUCGAACACAACGACGACGACGACCGAGGCAGCGCCGAGUGGGAGCGCAGUCGCGGCCUUGACGAGCCCAUCAAGGGCAAGAUGGCGCGCAAGCCGCCCUCGGCCACGAAGAUGAAGCGGCCGUGUCUCGUCUCGUGCUCGCUGGGCAAUUGCAUGGCGCCCACGCGGUCCAUUGACGACGACGACGACGACCAAGACGCCCAUCACCGCGGGCGAGAGGCGAGCCAAGGCGAGUCCAUCUUCUCGUGCGGCUUCGCCCGGAUCGGGUGCCUGGGCACCCCGGCGUGGCUCAACCCCGCCCCGUGGCCGCGGCGGCCUGAGGUGGGCAGCGAGGAGCUGCAGAGGCGGGUCGAGGCCGACCUGGCCCACCUCAAGGCUCGCCAGGCGACCCAGCACCGGCACGAGAUGGAGAAGAUCGCGACGACGAAGAAGACGAAGAAGACGAAGAAGGGGGAGAGGGAGAGCGGCGACGUUGAGAUCAGCGGGCCGCACCUGGAGACCUUCCGGCGCACGACCGACCACUUCAUCAGCGCCCACCUGGCCAUGUGCCCCGACCCGCGGGCGCGCGUCAAGCUCGACAGCGGCGAGAACGCGCGGGUCGUCUCGCUCGAGGCUUCGGCCCCUCCGCCGCCCUCGACCGACGGCCCCUGGGAUGACCUCGACAGCGACGAAGCGAGCGACCGCGACCGCGAUGAUGAGGCCCCAUCUCUGCGGGCGCCUCCUCCCGUGCCGGGCGGUGCCGACUCGCGAGGCCGCCCCGCGGCGCCCGUGCCCGAUGCGAAGGAUGGGCUCCCGGCCCCGAGCCACCUGCCGCCGCCGCCGCCCCCUCCCUCGCCCGCUCCCUAA